This is a messenger RNA of Adineta ricciae, 708 nucleotides long. The record is from the annotation of a GenBank genome assembly. NCBI's taxonomy places the organism in Eukaryota, Metazoa, Rotifera, Eurotatoria, Adinetida, Adinetidae.
AUGCAUUAUACUCCACGAUUUGUUCUUCAAGCUCAUCACAUCGUCAAAAUUGUUUAUUAUAACACAUGUGUCUUUUCAUCUCCAUCCGAUUAUGAAAAAUUGAAAUCAAAUAAAAGUCUUGGUCAAUUAAUAUUCUUUCUUGGUUUAAGUUUAAUUGCAAUAACAGGUGUUGAUUUGAGUAGUAUGUCUUAUACAAUAGUAACAAGUGAACAAUCGAUUUGGCCAAGUUCAGGACGAGGAAUUUGGAUUGGUUUAUUCGUAAUGGCAGUUGGAGCAUUUACAAUUAUCGCUGUACGUGAACAAACCCAUGGUGCAUUUUAUGUUUUACUUCCUUAUGCGAUUGUUGCGAUGAUUUUUUGUUUAUUUGGUUUAUUAACAUCAAUAUCUGUUCUCGAUCAUUAUUUAAAAGAUCCGGAAUUAUCUCAAAAAGAAAAUCGAAAUAAAAAACAAGGAAUUCAAUUUGCACUUGCAGGUUUAUUCAUUGGACUUUUUGGUUUAACAUUUCUAUUUUUAUCGUGUCUUUCUUGUAUGAUUUGUUGGACAAUACCGAAUCUUUGUACAAAAUAUCAAGGAAGAGAUCCAGAACCAAUUUCACAAAUACAAUCUUCACCUCCGAUGAAUUAUCCUUUGACACCAUUAGGAACACCUCGACAAAGAUUAAUUCCAAAUAGUCCAAGAUUUCCUUCUACGAGACAAUAUCGAGUGUAA